This is a messenger RNA of Aegilops tauschii subsp. strangulata, 742 nucleotides long. RefSeq lists its product as uncharacterized. Gene Ontology annotation, cellular component: mitochondrion. NCBI's taxonomy places the organism in Eukaryota, Viridiplantae, Streptophyta, Magnoliopsida, Poales, Poaceae. The record is from RefSeq and is a predicted model, not a curated record.
CUUAGGGUCGCGGCGGCCGGUCCAACCCAAUCGUGCCAUUGGUGCUGCGGCGGAGUCGGCUACUGGGCGGCGCAGACGAGAGCCACCGAGCGAGGGAUCGAGCGAUGGCGGCGGCGGCGGCGCUGCGGGGGAUCGGCGCGAAGCUGUCGGCGAACCCGGAGAAGGUGACGAGCGCGCUGCUGCUGGGCUCGUUCGUGGCGCUGGCGUUCCGGUCGUCGGAGCAGCAGGGCGAGAUCGACGAGCUGGAGGCCCGCAAGUCCUCCCUCCGCGCCGCCAACUCCGCCAUGUCCUCCACCAUGUGGGCCUGGAGGGAGGAGCUCGUCAAGCUCGCCGCCAUGCCCUCCCCGCCCAUCACUGCCGCCCGCCUCCGCCACAUCUACGGCGAGGAGGACCUCGCCGUCCCGGCGCCCAAGCCGUCAGGCCCGGAUGCCGAGGAGGAACAUGUUCCCCUAAAAAUAACAUGAACUCUUCCCCAAUGCUUGCUGUCAAAUUGCAGAACUGGUCCAGAGUAGCUUUGCACUGAGUUGCAAAUAUGAUUUCCAUUGACCUAAUAUAAAGAACCAUGCCUCCUUGUGGCGCUGUUUUAUACGCAGCUAAUGAACAGUGCUGAGGUAGUCUUGUGUAGAAGCUCAGAUGUUGUUGUCCUUGCACUUAUAUCUUCUGCCUGAAUAUCCUUCACAUACAAACAAUUAUGAGAUGUAUAGCUCUCGUUUGAGCUCAGAUAGGGCUUUGGUUGUGCCGA